This is a messenger RNA of Periconia digitata, 1623 nucleotides long. Lineage: Eukaryota; Fungi; Ascomycota; Dothideomycetes; Pleosporales; Periconiaceae. The record is from the annotation of a GenBank genome assembly.
AUGACCGCCUUGCGGCUGCAUAUAAUUUUUCUGCUUUAUCUCGCCGGCCCCUUUUUGUUUCCAGCGUCUACCUCAACAGCAACCAUGCCUUCUUUUUCGGCUUUUUCGGCCGUUUCUCUGUCGCUUUAUCUUAGCCAAGCUGUUGCUGUCAGCAUUUUGGACCGUCGCGCUAAUGCAUGCACUGAGCUCACUGCAAAGUAUCCCAACAGUGUCAUUCAGCCGGGAUCUUCAGUCUACCAACAGAAUGUGAUUGAACCCUGGUCUCAGACGUGCCAGACAAGCCCCACGUGCAUCUUUGCUCCAGCUUCAGCACAGGAAGUCGCUGGUGGCCUCGCUAUCCUGCGUAAAAACAAUCUCCCCUUCGCUGUUCGCACUCAAGGGCACAUGCCUGUGCCUGGCGCAGCCGAUACAUCCAAUGGCGUGCUCAUGGUCACCACUGGCAUGAGCAGCGUGAAGUACGCAGACAGCUCCAAGAAGGUGGUUCAGAUUGGUGCAGGAAACAAAUGGCUGAACGUGUACGAGAUUCUUGCUAAAGACAACCUCGCUGUUGCCGGUGGUCGUUUUGGACCAGUUGGAGUAUCUGGCCUUCUUCUUGGUGGCGGCAUUUCCUAUUGGAGCAGUGACCGCGGGUGGAGCGCGAACCAAAUCGUCAACUACGAGGUCGUGCUUGCUGACGGCACUGUCACUGAGGCAAAUGCGAAGAAGAACACCGACUUGUUCUGGGCCUUGAAAGGCGGUGCUUUCAACUUUGGUAUUGUCACUCGCUUUGAUGUGAACACCUUUGCCGCUCCAUUUGUAUGGGGUGGUAUGGCUCUGUACGACGCUGCGCAUGUAGACGACGUGAUCAAGGCAUUCGCAAGCUUCGCUACGAAGACUGGCGGAUCCAGCGAUCCUCUCGCCCACGCAGACCCCACGGUCACGUACAACGUCACUACCGGUGAAAGGACAGUAUUCAGCAUCUACAUGCGCAGAGGCGAUGAUCCAGCACCCGCUUCCUUCAAGAACUUCACCAGCAUUCCUUCUACAUUCCAGGAUCUUCGUGUUGAGAAGACAAUAGUCGGCCACGUCAAUGACACCAAUCCUAUCAAUUUCCAAGUCGGUGACAGGCGGCAACUUUUCUCGUCCACGGGCUUGAAAGCUAGCCCCGAGUCGGUAUUUUUGAUCAACCAGACUUUCUUCGACAUGAUUGCCAAAACCCCAGCGCUCAAGAAUACCAUUGACGUCAGUCUCUCCAACACCUACCAAGUCUUCACCCCUGGUAUGAUCAACACUGCGAAAGCUUCGGGAGGAGACCCCAUCGGACUCGUAGACCCUAAUGGCAACGGAGUUCUCGGUGCUUUGUACGGUGGCAACUGGAAAGAUCCCAAGGACGACCAAUUCAUCUACAAGUUCUUCCAAGACAUGAUUAAUGAACUCGACAGCAGAGCGAAAAAGGCUGGUCUCUACUAUGACUUUGUCUACCUGAACGAUGGGGCACCAACCCAGACAAAGGAUGUUUUCCAGAAAUACUCCCAAGGAAAAGCCUUGCCAAAAUUGAGGGAGAUUGCUAAGAAAUACGAUCCUAAACAGGUUUUCCAGAAGUUGACACCUGGUGGUUUCAAGCUCAUCAACGCCCCGUCGUAA